CUUUUAAGGUUGUUUCUUUUCCCUUUUCAGCUGAUUUCCUACGUUUUAACAAAUGAAUCACUCAAACACUAACUGGUUAGAUAGUCUCGCUAAACACUCGAUAUUUGAAGUAAAAGAUGCAUAUAGAGAUUUUGCGGAAAAAUUGAAAGCAAAACAAACAAGUGCAGACAACUCUUCACCUAAUUGCAACCUUGCUCGACAUACGCGCGUAAUUGCACUCAGAGACAACGAUUUAUUCGUAGCCGUUGGAUCUACUAUUAGAGUUAUUUACCUGACAGCUUUUAAAGAUGCUUGGCUGAAGGCUUCUAAGGAGAAUGAAUCAAACAAUCAGAACGAUGCUUGGAUCAACAGCAUUCCUUACAAAAUUUUAGAUACGCCAGAUAUUAACUUUACUAUUGAGUUCAUGUCAGUGAACAAGAAUGGUAGACUCUUAUCUGUUGGUGAUCAAAACAGACUUACCAUUAUCUGUUUACCCCGCCAAAGCUUUUCGGACGUAUCGAGUGGAAUGUUAGGCAUGAAAGUUGAUUGCCGUACUCUAUCAAUUGGCUCAAAAUACUUUGAGGAAAAUGAAAUUUUGAAGACAGAGUGGCAUCCUCUUAGUGAAACUGGUACACAUCUUGUCGUACUUAGCAAUGAUAAUAUGUUGAGAAUCUUCGACAUAAGUGCUGAUAUUGAUACACCCGAGCAAUCCUUCGAUCUGUCACCCGCAGAAAAGAGUUCUGUAUCUUCAAAUCAGUCCAAUGUUGGAUUUUCUGUUGACGUUAGCGACUGUAGUGAGGAUGCAGUUACUUUUUCUCUUGGUGGUGCGAGUAAGGAAGAAAGUGGAUGGGAACCUUUCACCAUAUUUUAUGCCCUCCGCAGCGGGCACAUUUAUGCUCUAUGUCCCGUCCUCCCUUCUAGAAGUAUUGUGAGCCGUGAUCAUUUAGACAAACUCUCAUGCAUUGCAGAUGUCAAAUAUGAACAAGCCAAUGCGAGUGAAUCAAAAGAUCACAAAUCAUUGGCCCCUCUAUACAAUCUUCAAAGUAAAUGGAUCAAUGCAUUAUUAAAAUCAGCCAGAAUUGCUAAAAGAUCAACCUUACACACCAUGGAUGGCGACUCACUGUUUGUAACAAACGAUAGCAGUCAAAGCAAGUAUAAAUUACAGCGACAAGGACCUUUCAAGGUCAACAAUAAUCGGGGCACAUCAAUGGAUGCAACAGUUACAGAUAUCUUGUAUACAAAUUUCGAUUCAAUCAACAUCAUCUCAUUGGCUUUCACCGAUGGAACGGUUGAUAACUAUAUUCUUGGCAGUGAAAUUGAUGCAGAAUGGUCUAUUCCUGUAGUAACAUCCAAGGAUUCACGAAAGUUGGGAAGUUUGCUGGCCGAUGCAUCUCUUCUUCCAAGAGCUUCAUGUUAUGAAACUCUCACCUUCAAGCCACAAAACCAACCCAAGUUCCGUGCUAUUUCACUUGUAGCGAACCCUCUUUACAAUGGCACGUAUUUUGCUUACCAUGCUGGAGGUGUUCAUGCUGUGUGCAUGUAUAACUGGGCUCAAGAACUUGCUCGUAUCAGCCAUGCUUAUGAAGAAAACAGUGAGGGAGAUGCAAAGCGUGACCUUGAGAAAUGGAUGAAACAAAAGACGCCAUCAGAAGUUCGUACUUUGAUUAACACAGCACCUUUUGGUGGCAGCUGUGUACCUAUCCUUGGUGUAGCAGUUCUUACAGACAUUUAUCUUUCGUAUUCCCUUUUAGCUAUCACGAGUGAUUAUGGUCUAAUAGCACGAGAGAUGAAUUUGCGCCGUCAGGCUACUGAAUCAAAAGAAAUGCGCAACGCAGUCAAAGAACAACUGAGAAAUAUUGCUACUGAAGAUGGCAAUGAGAAAGAUGAUAGUUUGGGUUAUCAACCCGUCUUGCCGUUACCAGCUUUUCAACCACCUUCACAGCUCGAUACCCUACCAAAACAAGCAAAGAUUGUUCUCCCUGCAGAUGUGAAAGCCUCUGAAUCAGUUUCUAUAACAGAGGAAACACUCCGUUUCUUUACUGAAUCUGCUGAAAACAUUCGUCGUGAAACCCGUGAUAUUCAUAAAGCUGCUGUCAAAAUCAGUAACAGGUUGGCGAUUCAACAGAAGGAAUUUGAGAGACAAGUACGAACAGUGCGAGAGAUAUAUAUGAGAUUAAAGGAAUUAAAUUCACCUGAGGCCAAGCAGGAGCAACAGCAAAGAAUAAAUGAAUUAUCGCAAAAUCAUAAUAAGCUUAGAAUCAGAAUUGAUGAGCAAUUACGCACGUUAGUACGAAGCUAUCAACCAGCACUCUCACAAGCAGAGAAAGAAUGGAUCGAAAAAUUGGAGAAACUCUUGGAGCAAAUCAGUGGAAGUUCUGGUUAUGCUGCUAGAGUUGAAAAGUUGCAAUCUCAAUUAAAGGAAGUUGAAGCACAAAAUCAAAAGAAUAAUAAUGUCAAAUCAAGCAAGUUGAACCCUUCGCAAUUAAAGAAUAUUUUGAGUACUUUGAAUGAUCAGGAAAAAUCGAUCAAAGAUGUCAGUGGUAUCAUAGAAAAGUUGGAGAGCAGAUUUUCGUCCUUAACAGUUUAAAUCAGCGGUUAUAUUUUUACGAACCCCAUUUGUCAUACUUAGCUACAACAAAACAAAAUAAAGCAUCUUUCUAUAAAAAACGAGCAACUUGACUACAAAAACGUAUCAUUUACAAAAAAAAAAAAAAAAA
Messenger RNA from Mycotypha africana, 2696 nucleotides. RefSeq lists its product as uncharacterized. The record is from RefSeq and is a predicted model, not a curated record. The transcript is spliced from 7 exons. Gene Ontology annotation, molecular function: protein binding; structural constituent of nuclear pore. Bases 53 to 2566 code for a protein of 837 amino acids. Gene Ontology annotation, cellular component: nuclear pore. Lineage: Eukaryota; Fungi; Mucoromycota; Mucoromycetes; Mucorales; Mycotyphaceae. Gene Ontology annotation, biological process: mRNA export from nucleus; protein import into nucleus; ribosomal small subunit export from nucleus.